Emiliania huxleyi CCMP1516 is the source of this 434-nucleotide messenger RNA. RefSeq lists its product as hypothetical. The record is from RefSeq and is a predicted model, not a curated record. The annotation marks the transcript as partial. The transcript has 2 exons. NCBI's taxonomy places the organism in Eukaryota, Haptophyta, Isochrysidales, Noelaerhabdaceae.
AUGGGCCGCCUGCACACAUCAGGCGCGCCCGCCUUUGUCACGUGGCUGCAGUUUGCGUCGACGGCCGUCGCCGUCCGGCUCGCCUCCACCGCCGGCUGGGUCGAGACGGACGCCUUUGAGUGGUGCAAGCUCAAGCACUUUGCGGUUUACGUGCUCGCCUUCUCGGGAGGCACGUGGUCAAACAUGCACGUGCUGAUGACUGCGAACGUGGAGACAGUCAUCGUCUUUCGUGCGUGUGCGCCGCUGGCCGUGUCUGUCUUCGACUACGCCUUUCACAAGCGAGCGCUGCCGUCGGCGCGCUCGUGCGCAGGCAUGCUCGUCAUCGUCGCCGGCGCGCUCGGCUACGUCUCGACCGACAACCGCUUCCUCGCCGACGGCCUCGCCGCCUACUUUUGGGUGCUCGUCUGGUGGGGGCUGCUCGUGUUUCAGCUGAC